UUCCUCUGUUUUUCCUCUGUUUUUUUCUCUGUUUUUCCUCUGUUUUGAAAUUUUCUUUUUGAAGGAAAAAAUGGGUGGAAAUUCACCAUGUGCUUCAUGCAAGCUUUUGAGACGCAGAUGUGCAAAAGAUUGCGCUUUUGCUCCUUAUUUUCCUUCUCAUGAACCUCAAAAGUUUGCUAUUGUUCAUAAGGUUUUUGGGGCUAGCAACGUUAGCAAAAUGUUGCAGGAGCUUCCAAUUCACCAAAGAGCAGAUGCAGUGAGUAGUUUAGUCUAUGAAGCAAAUGCAAGAGUGAGAGAUCCAGUUUAUGGUUGUGUUGGAGCAAUAUCUUAUUUACAAAAUCAAGUUUCUGAGCUUCAAAUGCAACUUGCAGUUGCUCAAGCAGAAAUACUUUGCAUCCAAAUGCAAAAUGAACAAGUGAUUCCAACACAAGAAAUUAAUCAAGAUCAGAAAUCUUAUUUUAUUCAAGAUGAACUCACUCAAUAUCUUAAUUAUGGUUCUUCUUCUAGUAAUAAUAAUGUAAUUCAUGAUUCUCUUAAGAGAGAUAAUAUGUAUGGACAUGAUAUGGUUUCUUGAAUUAAAUUUAGUCACGUGGUUUGGAGUUUUUUAAUUAGACUAUGGUCAUCUCUUUGAUUAUCUUUUAAUUAUUCAAACAAAUUCUC
Messenger RNA from Trifolium pratense (red clover), 660 nucleotides. RefSeq names its product LOB domain-containing protein 12-like. The transcript is spliced from 2 exons. The record is from RefSeq and is a predicted model, not a curated record. NCBI's taxonomy places the organism in Eukaryota, Viridiplantae, Streptophyta, Magnoliopsida, Fabales, Fabaceae. Bases 71 to 574 code for a protein of 167 amino acids.